GAGGACAGCGCUUCCCAGAAUACCUCGCGCGUCGUCCUCCUCGCCCUCCAGGCCGCUGCUCCCGCCUGAGUCCUGUGUUUGCUCUCCCCGUCGUUCGUCCGCCGCCUCUUCCAUGCUGCCCGCCGCACUGCUCCGCCGCCCGGGUCUGGGCCGCCUGGUACGCCAGGCGCGUGCCUAUGCCGAAGCUGCCGCUGCCCCGGCUCCCGCUGCCGGUCCGGGCCAGAUGUCCUUCACCUUCGCCUCUCCCACUCAGGUGUUCUUCAAUGGUGCCAACGUGCGGCAGGUGGAUGUGCCCACACUGACUGGAGCCUUUGGCAUCCUGGCGUCCCACGUGCCCACUCUACAGGUCCUACGACCGGGACUGGUUGUGGUCCACGCUGAAGAUGGCAGCACAACUAAGUACUUUGUGAGCAGUGGAUCUGUCACAGUGAACGCUGACUCCUCCGUCCAGUUACUGGCUGAAGAGGCUGUGACACUGGACAUGUUAGACCUGGGGACAGCCAGGGCGAAUCUGGAGAAGGCACAGUCCGAACUCUCAGGGGCUGCAGAUGAGGCUGCGCGUGCAGAGAUCCAAAUCCGAAUUGAGGCCAACGAGGCCCUGGUGAAGGCCCUUGAGUAGGCGGUGUGUACCCUUCAUCCCCAGGGAAACAGGCCAGGCCAGGCACAAGUGGAGCCAGCUCCGUGGCCUGCCCCUUUUGGGGGUGGUCUGCAAACCUUGGAAUCAUGCUUGCUGGGAUGGCCACCAGGGGGCAGUGCAGCAUGUCUUCAGGCCUGGUGGCCAGGGGGUCUGUCACCUGUCUGGGUAUCCUGACAGGCACCCACUGCCCCCUGCCCUGCAGAGCCUUCCUUGGAGACCUGCCUGCACCAACCAGCUCACCCAGAAGAGCUGCCCCGGCCCCCAUCCCCCUAUUAAAGAUGGGGAAUCCUAA
Molecule: messenger RNA, 929 nt
Organism: Octodon degus (degu)
Lineage: Eukaryota; Metazoa; Chordata; Mammalia; Rodentia; Octodontidae
Gene: Atp5f1d
Product: ATP synthase F1 subunit delta
Exons: 4
Coding region: 113-619 (168 amino acids)
Biological process (GO): proton motive force-driven ATP synthesis
Molecular function (GO): proton-transporting ATP synthase activity, rotational mechanism
Source: RefSeq, a predicted model, not a curated record